Molecule: messenger RNA, 996 nt
Organism: Closterium sp. Naga37s-1
Lineage: Eukaryota; Viridiplantae; Streptophyta; Zygnematophyceae; Desmidiales; Closteriaceae
Source: the annotation of a GenBank genome assembly
AUGGAGCUCAGUGGCAACAAGGUGCGCAAGCUGGAGUUUCUACUUGCUGACGCCCUCGCCAAGGGAGCAGACACGCUCAUUACUAUUGGUGGCAUCCAGAGCAAUCAUUGCCGCGCGACAGCUGUCGCCGCGCGAUUGGCCGGGCUCGAGGCGCACCUUAUCCUGAGGACCAGCCGGGCUCUAGCAGAUUCCGAUCCGGGCCUGGAAGGAAAUUUGCUGGUGGAGCGCAUGGUGGGGGCGAGGGUGCAUCUGGUUACCAAGGAGGAGUACGCCAAACAUGGCAGCGAGCACCUGGGGAAGGUGCUUGCUCUACGGCUAGCAGCAGAGGGAAGGAAGCCGUACGUCAUCCCUGUUGGGGGCUCCAACGCCCUUGGCACCUGUGCUGUGAUGAAGGGAGAAACAAUUGGGGGGAUGAGAGCAUGUGUUGGUGUGUGCCUGCAGCUGGGCAAAGGCGAGGCGGGGGGUGCUUCAGGGUUUGACGAUAUUGCCAUGGCGUGUGGCAGUGGCAGCACCUCAGCAGGGUUAGCGCUGGGAGUGCAUCUGAGCAGCCUCUCUUCUACCCGUGUGCAUGCCUACUUUGUUGGCGGCACCUCAGCAGGGUUGGCGCUGGGAGUGCAUCUGAGCUCCCUCUCUUCUUCCUGUGUGCAUGCCUACUCUGUGUGCGACUCUCCCGCCUACUUCUACGACUACAUUCAAGGGCUGCUGGAUGGGGUCACGUCCAAGCCUGGGAGUGUUGACUCAUUGAACCUUGCGCGAGUCAUUGAGCAGGUGAAGGGGGCAGGCUACGCCAUAAGCACAGAGGAGGAGCUUCAGCUGGUGAAAGGGGGCAGGCUACGCUAUCAGCAUGGAGGAGGAGCUACAGCUGGUGCAGUGGCGAUAGGGUCUGUGAAGGGCGCAGGCUACGCUAUAAGCACGGAGGAGGAGCUUCGGCUGGUACAGUCCGUGGCUCAAAGCACCGGCAUAGUGCUCGACCCAGUCUACAGAGCACCAGCAUAA